Messenger RNA from Colletotrichum godetiae, 294 nucleotides. RefSeq lists its product as uncharacterized. The transcript has a single exon. The record is from RefSeq and is a predicted model, not a curated record. The annotation marks the transcript as partial. Lineage: Eukaryota; Fungi; Ascomycota; Sordariomycetes; Glomerellales; Glomerellaceae.
UCAAGGACAACCGCCCCACCCAGCUCAUGCUCGACAUCCUCAGCAGGGAGCGUGUCGGUGUAGAGCCCACCACCCUCGCCGCGGCUGCUUAAUUGAGUCCGUAGUGCUUUGGUGUGGAUAGGGGGUUACUUGCGUCCUGGUGCAAAAUGGGGUUCCUGGUUCUUUGUCUUGUAGUUAUGGGUGUCGCGGCAGUUGAUUUUGGGUCUCUUUUCGACCUUGUGCAUACACAUCAAGUGGGAUUUGUUGGUUCCUUCCUCGCUUUUUUUUUUUUUUUACACAGUUCAUAGCAGCUCU